Pocillopora meandrina is the source of this 3861-nucleotide messenger RNA. The record is from the annotation of a GenBank genome assembly. NCBI's taxonomy places the organism in Eukaryota, Metazoa, Cnidaria, Anthozoa, Scleractinia, Pocilloporidae.
UGACAGUAGCAGAUUCUUUGAAGAAAGCCUUGGUAAAACUUAAAGAACAAGAAAAGGAUAAACCUGGAGUUUGUGAAUGUGAGUGACUUAAAAAUGUUUUUCAGAUAAUGAGACUCACUGGGAAAAUGAAUUUAUGGUGUAAAAGUUGUAUAGCAUGAGAAUAUUGUGGGGGGGGGGUUGUAUAAAUGCCGUUAAAGGGUGUUUAAAAGUUGUGGCUGACCUUGGAAACAAGGAUUAUUUUAUUUCAGGUAGUGAAACUGAUGGCGGAAUUAAACCUGGAACAACUUGCAAGAACAGUGGAUGUACUACAGUAAGUUUUUCAGAUUUACUGGUGGGAUAAGUCAACCUUUGAAACAGAUUUCUAACCCUGUUAUUUGUUGUGCUAUUUUUCAGUCAUAUAUCGAUGAAAGUACAAAUGAUGAUAAGUGUUGGCAUCAUUAUGGAGUACCAGUGUUUCACGAAGGGUAAGGAACUGUCAACUUUGAUAGACAAAAUUAGUUUUAAAUUGCUCUUAACUCUCCUGUGUUUUUCUACCCUAGGAAAUGAUUGCACAGCGCUUUUUUCCUAUUAACCCUUUAAGUCCUGAGAGUGACUAGCAUCUAAUUUCUCUUCACAAUAUUACUCCUGAUCUAAUAUUAAAGUUAUGAAGAAAAAGGAAAUGACUGCCAACUUAGGAAGCUUUCAACUGUCCAACAAAUUCUCCUCAUCAGCACCAUUGUGAAUGUAAUGAGAACAGUACGGAGAAUGUGCAUACUGAUGUUAGGGUGUAAAGGGUGAAGGGCAAUUCUCUACAUAGUUAGGGAAUCAAAACAUUUUGACAACAACUCAUGUUGAGAGAAAUGGCUGCUUGGCCACUAUUGCUCAGGGCUUUGGAUCAAAAGAUUUGAGCCCAGACUGGAUCACUUUCAUAUGUUCUUGGGCAAGGCAUCAGACAUUCACAGUACUUCUCUCCACCCAGGAGAAUAACCGGUUCUGGAAAACUGUCAGGGAAUAAUGACAAAAUUCUAGGGAGAGUCCCGGAGAUGGACUUGUUUUAUUUCCUGUCUCUUCGUACCUGAACUCAACUUGCCCUUUCACCCUCUUGAAUGCCUAGCGAGUAAUUUCACUUUCAAAAUGUCAAUACAUUAUCCAACAGUAAAGGUGACAAGAAGAAAGAAAAAUAUCAAUGAGGGAAUAUUGUUUGAUUUAACAUCAAACUCUCACAGAUAUAAUGGUAAGAAAUGUACAGAGGAAAGAGAGGAGAAUUGAUAAUGAGAUCUUGGAAGUGAAGGGUUAAACUUCAGCAGUAUGAACCCCAGGGUUCAUAAGGAUUGACUUUACCUUAACCCAUUUGUUGACAAGGAGUACAAUACACUUUCAACUGUUUUCAGGUAUAAAUUUUGGACUUGUUGUCGGAAACGAACAACAGACUUUGAUGAGUUUUUGAAACAGGAAGGAUGCACCUCAGGGUCUCACAGAUGGGAACUAACAGAAGAGGUAGGUGACAUCCAAAUUGAUGUGUUUGUUGUAAUUUUUGCUGUGCAAGGUCCAUUCAUGAGCUGUAAUGGACAAAGUAUUAUGAAAUACUUAUAUUUAGCAUCAUACAUACAUUUAGAUUUUUAUCUCAUUGAUGUAUUUUUAUUUGCAGGAAAAAGAGAAAAGAGUAUUAUGUCGGUAAGAUUUAUUAGUAACUUUCAAGCUCCCUCAAGAUCAACCAAAUUUAAAUCUCUUUGCUCCCCUUUGUCAGCACUAUUUAACUAAUGCAUUCACUUUAGUCGCUUUUCAAACUUUUUAUAACAUCUACUUGUACAAAACUCUGAUAGAAAUUAGUGCAAAUACUACUCUGGGUGUGUUUUCAAAUACAAAACCUUUGGGUGCAAGGGAUUGUAAAUUCAUAACCCUGAGCAGAGGGGCACUGUACUAAAUUUGCAGUGGAGCUAAAAGAAGAUUGUUUUGGUCAUGUUUACAACCCUUUUACUCCUUUUGUUAUUACACUAAUGGGCAGACAGAUGACGGGAGGUAAGUAAAUUACAGAAACUGAAAUUUGUUAUUAGUUGGGAGACAUAGUUUAAAUCCUGGGAAUGGAUCAUUUAUGAAAGAAUUCCUACACCAACCAUAGAUUUGUGUUCUUUUCUCAGGUAUGAUUGGUACAAGAUGGGAAAUUUUAUUGUCAUUUCAGUAUUUGCCAAACUAAGUGAUCCUCAACAAACUUUUGUAGAAGCAAAUAAAACAGUUGUAAGUUGAAAAUAUGUCCAAAUAUAUAGGUCACUCCACAUAACAAUACGGACUAGUGAUAAUUAACAAGACAAACUGCACCUUACACACUGACUUCCCAGUAACUGUGAAGAGCAGCUACCCUCUUCCAACUGUCAGCCGCCAGAUAAUGUUAAAUGAUAGGCAACCAAAUUCCCUGUGUCUACAACACUUUGCUGACAAGAAACUGUUCUACUCACAUUACCAUUAUACCUUGUGAAUAAGUGCCCAUGCUGUGAAUAAGAACCUUCCUUACAGAUGAGAGCCCACUCCCUUUGAUAAUGUAAAACAAGCACCACCCUCCUCCCUCACUUUCUUAAAUUGUAAGGAUACAAAGAAACCCUUUCCUAUUUACAACUUUUAAGCCUUACCUUAAGCAGAAUCAGUAUAGGAGAAUAAUAAGCCCCCUACCUCCAACAAGGGCCCCCUUUUUUUUAGCUGAGAUUUUAAAUAAGUGCUCAAUUGCAAAAAUGCAGUAACUGAAAAGCACAAUUAUUUAUUUUUACUUCAGGUUAAAGCCCAUGUGGUGUUUGGGGGUUCAAAUAUAUUUGAACUUCAGCUCAAUCUUCAUGGGGUAAGUUGUAAUUUAAAAUUACUUUGGAAAAGUUGGCUUGGAAAUCCAAUAUACAAAAAAUCAAAUCAGUGUUGUAGCAGUUUUUAAAAUGAAUUAUUAUAUUGGUAUUCGUAUCUGUUAGAUCCUGUUGGGAUUUGUAUUUUUCAAGGUUGUUUUAGAUUUAAAGUUAAUAUGUUAGGGCCAUAUGGGAGAAAACAAUAUCCUAUUAUAACAAUAUGCUCUCUUGAAUUUAAGUGUGUGUUGGAUGUUUAUGUUAGAAUGUUUAUUUCUUGGCAGUCAGUUUUGUUGCCAUUUCAGCUCACCAGUAUCAAUUCAAAUCUCGUCGUUUAAGUUGGUGCUGUACAGUUUCCUGACCAACAACAGUAUGAGUGCAGUUUAGCAAAACCCAAUGAAAUCCCUGGUUACCCUAACAUACUUGCCAGACAGACUUUCAGAUAAGCAGACAAGUAGGAAACAUUUACAUCAAUGUUAGUAUUUAAGCAACUGCACACCCAGCCUAGUGCAUAGUUGCUUACUUACUGACAUUGAUCAAAACAUUUCUAGUUGGAAGGAGUUAAAUCUUAUCACUAUGGUUUCUUUUUAAAGGUGAUUAUUCCAGAAAAAAGUUCAGUGAUGUUAUCCCAGACAAAGGUGGAGAUAAAACUACGAAAAGAAGAUAUUGGAAACUGGCCUUCUCUGGAACUAAAGAAAUCCAAGGAAGAAAUCCCAGCGAAAACGGAAGAGUCAAAAUAAAUUCAACUUUCACAAUGCGGAACAUAAAAUACAAAUAACAGAUAGCUACCUCAAACUACAAGUAUCACAAACGUUUUCCUGUGCGUGGCAAUUUUUCUUGUAGUUUUAGAAUCCCUUAAGGUCCUUAUUUAAUCUUCUUGCUCGCUUUUGAAAAAAAGGAAAAGGAUAACAAAGAGAGGAGACAUUGCAGUGCAAUGAUUAUUUGGUUAUUUCGCUAUUGAUUUUCUUUGACAAGACACCACCUGAGCCAUUGAACUCUUUUUUAAUUAAGCUGAGGAACUGGCAAAAAUAGUCCGACAAAAGCAUUGUCAUUAGAACAGAUA